Messenger RNA from Anopheles cruzii, 1257 nucleotides. RefSeq names its product zinc finger protein 431-like. The coding region runs from base 1 to 1257 and encodes 418 amino acids. The record is from RefSeq and is a predicted model, not a curated record. Gene Ontology annotation, molecular function: RNA polymerase II transcription regulatory region sequence-specific DNA binding; DNA-binding transcription factor activity, RNA polymerase II-specific. The transcript has 3 exons. NCBI's taxonomy places the organism in Eukaryota, Metazoa, Arthropoda, Insecta, Diptera, Culicidae. Gene Ontology annotation, cellular component: nucleus. Gene Ontology annotation, biological process: regulation of transcription by RNA polymerase II.
AUGCUAGAAGAGGACCGGCGAGUGCUCGAAGUGUUCGAACGAGGAGUACUGAGGACGAUCAUUGGCGGCGUGCAGGAGAACAGAGAAGAAGACGACCAGGGGCGCAGCGAGCAAGAUGGGUUGACCAGGUGGAGCGAAUCUGGCGGCGAAUACUCGGUGUCCCAGGGACUUGAGAGCGACAACCAGGAACAGAAUCACAUUCGGACUCAUACCGGCGAAAAGCCAUUCCAAUGUAAAGUCUGCAGCAAAGCGUUCCAUGCGGCAAGCAUCCUGCGCGUCCACACGCAAAUUCACAACAAGGACCAACAUAAGUGUCCUCAUUGCCUUAAAAAAUUCGCACUGCAAUCUCGACUUAAGGUUCACAUUCGGACUCAUACCGGCGAAAAGCCAUUCCAAUGUAAAGUCUGCAGCAAAGCGUUCCAUGCGGCAAACAACCUGCACAUCCAUCUGCGAAUUCAUAACAAGGACCAACAUCAAUGUCCUCAAUGCUCUCACAAAUUCGCACUGCGAUCCAGUCUUAUAGAGCACAUUAGGACUCAUACAGGCGAAAAGCCGUUCAUGUGUAAAGUCUGUAGCAAAACGUUCCAUGCGGCACGCAACCUACGCGUUCAUAUGCUAAUCCACAACAAGGACCAACAUAAGUGUCCUCAUUGCCUUAGAAAAUUUGCACUGCGAUCCCAACUUAAAGAUCACAUUCGGACUCAUACCGGUGAACAGCCGUUCAUGUGUAAAGUCUGUAGCAAAACGUUCCAAGUGGCAAGUAACCUGCACAAACAUAUGCUAAUUCAUAACAAGGACAAACAUCAAUGUCCUCAAUGCUCUCACAAAUGCGCACUGCGAUCCCAACUUAAAGACCACAUUCGGACUCAUACCGGCGAAAAGCCAUUCCAAUGUAAAGUCUGCAGCAAAGCGUUCCAUGCGGCAAGCAUCCUGCGCGUCCACAAGAAAAUUCACAACAAUGACCAACAUAAGCGUCCUCACACCGGCGAAAAGCCAUUCAUGUGUAAAGACUGUAGCAAAACGUUCCAUGCGGCACGGAACCUGCGCAAACAUAUGCAAAUUCACAACAAGCACCAACAUCAGUGCCCUCAUUGUUCAGCAAAGUUCGCACAACAAUAUCAACUAAAGAUUCACAUCCGCUUGCACACCGGUGAGACGCCAUUUCCAUGUAAAGUCUGUGGUAAAAAGUUUCAUGCGAAAUCCAACCUGAAGAAACAUAUGAAAGUUCAUAACAAGGACCUGCGACAGUCUGCGUAA